Messenger RNA from Danio rerio (zebrafish), 5858 nucleotides. Lineage: Eukaryota; Metazoa; Chordata; Actinopteri; Cypriniformes; Danionidae. The record is from RefSeq and is a predicted model, not a curated record.
UAGCUUUUUCGUUCAGUUGUCGCGCGGUCGGUGUGAUCAGGAAGUAGAACGAAGUGCAUUAGCCGAGUGCUCUGAAGAGGUUACUUCAUGACAUCACUGCGCUAUUUGGAAUCUUGCUUUCUAGAAGGGAGUCUUUUUUCCUGCAAUGUGAAAUCGCUCUUGUCGGUUUUUUUCUAUCGAUGCGGCGCUCUUGGAAUAUUAUUUUCGCCCGGCUAUAGAGUUACACUGGACGCUAUUGUUUGGAAAUUUCCGUGUGCUUUUGGCGGCGGGGUUUUAUACGUUUGGGCAGCGGUCGCAGUUAAUGCUUGCAAUAAAUAAAUAAUUACAGCUCGAAUUGGAUAUGCUUUUGGGCACAUUUAGAUCAUGGAAGUGCAGUCAUUUGCAGUUAGGAUUAGUUUAUUUUAAUCGAUGCAGAAUCGAAAUUUGUCAUUUUUAUCCUGCAUUUGUGCCCAAUAUCUGACAUGUAGCACAAAAUGAUUUUUCCACAUGUUCGGUAAUACAAAGCUGUUCUCGGUAUGCAAUAAUUAGCUAACGUUAGCCUUGCUAUUGAAUUCACCAGAUUGUGUUGAAAGCGCUACACAUUCAACAGGCAGAGAUGAUGAAUAUAUGUGGUCAAAAAUAUAUAUAUAUAAAUAAAUAAAACAAACACUUAAUGUUUCUUUACCUUUCAUCACUAGCAUGCACAUUUUUAUAAUGCUAGGAUCUCAUGUUUGUUUUUGAGCAAUGGAGAUGGGAUGUUAAAUCAGCCUCAUAAGUCAAAAGUGAAAACAAGCAUCGUAUUUAUAAUUGUAUAAGAGUUGAACUUCGAGGGAAAAUGUCCCUAAGAUCUGUUUAAUUUUAUUUUUGUGACAGACUUAUAUACUUGAAAUUAAAACAUGCUUAUCUGUUCCUGAAUUAUGCAAGCUGAAUGCAUACUUAGGGAUAAGGCUAAUAAUAGAUAUGCUUUUAUCUAUAUAUUUCAAUGUAUCAUAUUAUAUGCACAUUAUGCUAUUAUACUGUUACACUUACCACAGCUAAUUAUGAUACUAUAAUGGGGUUACAUAUAUUGUACAUAUAUACAUUUAUUUGCUUGGAAUACAUUUUAAAAACUUUGAAAACGUCUGCGCAUGUGCUUGACCCUGCAUUCAUAUAGAUGCACAGAUUGCAAUCUGUGCAUGUGUUUAAAUUAGUUUACUUAUGUAUAAUAAUGAGAAAGAUUACAUUAAUUGAAAUAAGUUCACCAAAAAAAAAAUCAAAUAACUUUUUAUUGUACGUGUACUAUGAGGAGUGAAAAGCUUAAGUGCUGGCUCCAGACAGUGCAAAAUACAACAUAUUCCCAAAAAACAAAAACAAUAUACAAUUAGCAGUGUUGACAGUAAUGCAUUUAAGACAAUGAAUAGGUGUACAGAUAGUCUGACUGUUGAUGGAAAAUUGUUGUAGGCAAUAUUGUUUUAAGUAACGAUUGGUUAAAGUGUAGUGCAUGCUAUGUCUUGAAAAUACUACCUAUUUACUCAUCUUUGAGAAGUUCCUGACCUUUGAGUUUCACUAUUAUGCUGAACGCAAAAUAAUUUAUUUUGAAGAAAGCUGAAAAUCUGUAAGCUUUGACUUCCAAAGUAAAAAAAAAGCACAUGUCAUAGAAGUCAAUGAUUUUCAGCAUUCUUCAGUAUGUAUUCCUUUGUGUUAUGUAUUCCUCCUGCUAAAGCAGGUUUUUAACAAGUGAAGAUGACAGUGAAUUUGUCACGUGAAAUGAUUUUCCAGGUUGGAAUAAACUGUCCUAUUUUUUUUCUUUCUUUCUUGAGUAUCCUAAUUAUUAGCAAAAGCAAUUCAGGCUUUGUUCACACAUGCCCAUUCACCUGAUUUAUUUAUUUAAAUCUGGACUGAAUGUACACACUGUUAUGCACUGAUUGUAUUUUGAUCCUCACUGUACACUGCAAUCGUUCAGGAUCUUGUAUAUAUAUCCAUGCUGGUUUCUAUAGAAAUUGUAUAUAGGUUGGUGUCAGCUUUGUGCUCUACAGACACACACAGUGACAAGCAGUAAACCACUGCAGGUGUUGCACCAUGUACCAGUUUCCAGUAAAAGGUUUGGAGAAGAUCCGCAGAACAAGGCGAAAAGUAAAAAAUAUUCUUGGAGAAUUUGGACUUGAAGCAUGUCUUAAUCUGGGCCAAGAACUCCAGGAAUAUUACCCAGGAGACAAUAUUUUUGAUGCUACAGACUGGUGCAAUUUGUCAGAUGGGUUUGAUGGCCGAUGGAGAAAGAAGUGGGAAUAUCGGACACAAGGAUUGUGCUGCACUUUGUGUAAUUUCUCCACAAGGUCUUGGCAUACAUACAAAACCCAUGUUCAGCGCUACCACGAUGAAGAAGAGCACAUGUGCAAGCUUGCAGCCUGUGCUUCCUGCCCGUUUAUAGCCCACCCCAGAUUGGUCUGCAAGCAUCUCAAGUUGUUCCACAAUGAAGAUACAAAGUCAGAAACAUCUGCAGCCCCACAGCUGCCUCCAAGAGCUGUGAAUGGCACCACAUUUCAGUGCCGAAGAUGUCAUAUACAAGAUACUCUUUUGUACAGCGUGAAAAAGCAUGUUCUUCUAUAUCACUACACUUCCACAUUAAAUAAAUAUGCUGGUCAAAGAACGGAGCAGGAACUUGUGGCCCUAGGAGACCGGUCUCAGAAGUUCUACUGCAAAAAGUGUUACAUAUCGGCGGAGUCAUCCGAACACUUGCUGUACCAUCUUCUGACCUCAGAUAAGCACAAGGAACUGGAUGUGCAUAUCAGAUCUUUAAUUUUUGAAACCGAUAAUAAGAAACAGUUCCCAGCACUUGCACCAAAAGCACAAGGGCCUUCUCCUGUCAUGAUGAUGAAAGAUCAGCCAGCCGCGACUGCCACAUUGGCCGCUGGUGGAAUUACAGGAGUGGAAAAUGGUGGUUCUGCAGUCAUUGCUACUCCUGGAACCAGCCAGGCAUUUCUUCCAACUCAAGCUUCUGCUCUUGUUCAGCUUGCUAGUGCUGAAGCAAAGGGUUUACUGAGGCCUGGAGUCCCAAUGGGUUUUCAGAACACCCAAAUGCCCAGACCUGCUCUACCUCCUCCUCCUAACAGCAUUCCUCCAAACCAGAUGCCUGUCAGAGUAGGCCUACCUAACCAGGCACAACUACAACCAGUUUCACGCCAAAUUGUCCUACCACCAGGUGUUCGGCUUAACGUACCUGGUGUUAGGCCACCAACUCCUCAGUCCUUUUCUGCUAAUCCAAGGCUUCCUCUAAAUCAGCCACCCUCUGGAGGAACCAUGCUAACUUCUCAAUCUCUUUUGAGCCACUUGAUCCCCACUGGCAACAAAGUCGACGGCUUGCCCACCUACACACUUGCACCUUUGCAGGUCCUGUCAGUCCAGGCAAAUAACUCCCAAGGAGUCAGCAAACCACAAUUGCCUCCAUCCCAGAACAAUCCAGCUGCUCAGCAAAACAAACAAAGCAGCGGCUUAUCGACCCCCAAGCAAACCAAGAAGUGGAUCACAUGCCCUAUUUGUAAUGAACUCUUCCCAUCUGAUAUCUACGAGUCCCAUCCAGAGGUUCACAAAGAGGCAGCUAAAUUGCCCAAGGUUGGCCUUGCUGCUCGUGCUCCAUUUUUGAAAAAGAUGCCAGACAAGACGGUGAAAUGCCUGACAUGCAAGAUCCUGAUUUCGGAAAAGGGUGUCUUUGAGCACCUGCUUCAUGGCAUGAACUGCUUGUUUUGUUCAGGGCUCUUCUACUCCAUCAAGCAACUUGUCGACCAUAUCCAGAUAGAACAUAAUGUGUCCCGAAAGAGCAACUGUGAUUUCAUGAGGCGUGAAUACAGACUGUAUACUGAUGAUUCAGGGAAUCUGCUUUUCCCUUACUUCGAUAUCAGGACCACAGCUCCUAAACUUAUAAUGGGUGAAAAGGAGCUCAAUCUUGCAUUGGUCACAAGCUCCCUCGAUUUGAUUUUUGUGAAGAUGUUGCCCAACAAUCCUCAGGGUGUUAACCAGCAGUACACCCCAUGCAAGAUGCCUACACCCAAGCCUGACAGUACAGAGUGCCCCUUCUGCUCGGAGAAGCUUCUGAACAAAGAAUGCUACCACAUGCACCUCAAAGAGAAGCAUUUCAUUGUGCCCACUCUGCAUGCUAUACUUAAAACCCCAUCCUACAGAUGCCUCUACUGUGGUGGUGUGUACACUGGAAAAACCACCACCAAGGCCAUCAUUGUCCACUUGGCUAAAUGCCGCAGUGCACCGAAGAGUGUCAGAGAGAGCGAUAAACUGACUUUAGGAUUGGCUGUUACUCCUAAAGCAAACCGAGCACAUGGUUCAUACCCGGCUCAUCCAAGACAGAUCACAGGUCCAACCCCAACUUCCGCUCAAGCUUCUGUUCCUUCCACUCAGCCACCAGAAUCAGAAGCAGAGAUGCAGAGUAAGAUGCGCCUGGAAAUAGCCUUCAGAGAAGCAAUGGAGGCGAAUAGAAAAGAGCGCGAGGAACGAUUGGCAAGAAAGAGAAAACUUGAGCGAGAUAGGCUGGCUGGUCUGACCCUCCCCUCACCUGAUAUAGUAGUCGAUCCUUCUGUAAAAUUAGCAUUGGAUCCUGCCGGAAUGGAGUUACGUACUUUUGAAGAUCGACGAGAGUUUGUCAAUAAGUAUUUCAACACCCAGCCUUACCCUCUCAAGAAGGAGAUUAUUGCCCUGAGUGCCCGUUUACUGCUUAACAAAACUGACGUUGCAUGCCAGAUUAGCUCAAAGCGCACCAGAUGCAUGAAGAACAUACAGAAGAUGAAGGCUGUGGUACUUCUAGGCUUCAACAUGACAGAGGUCAUGAAACUGAAGCAUGACCUUCUCAUCCCAGAGAUUGAACCAGAGAAGGUGGCCACAAUGGCAGAUACAGAUAUGGAGGUUGACCAGGAGUAGCUUUACAGCACUAAUCAAGACAAAAAAAUGACUUGCAAUGCAAGUUUUACUAAGAGACUGAAUUAGUAUGUGUUCCUUGAAACAAUGCAAAAUAUGUUCCAUUUUCACCGAAACUAGUGUUAAACUGUUAACCAAGUCGAAGAUUUAAGCAGGUAAAAAUGCAUUGAAUUUUGCUGCUGUUUAUAAUCUUGUGAAUACUUAGGUUUUGUUUCAUGUUAUUCAUUUUAAAGUAUACAUGCAUUGUUUUUCCACUGAUGUAUCACUUCAAGUAGGUCCAUUUAAAAAUAGCUGUUUGUAGCCCAUUUAUAGUUGUAGGGUUGAAUAUGUUUGUGAUUUAUACUUUUCAUAUAUGCCAAACCUCAUAAACUAUUUUUGUCAUAUUUUCUUUAUAUAUUUGUUUGAAUUUAAGAGUUUAUAAACUUAACUGUUUCCACUUUUCUUUUAGACCUUGUAUCCUACUGUUAAUUCACUUUAUUGUCAAAUUUCAUUUAUAUCUUGCUUGCCUUAUACUUUUAUAAAUAUGUUAUUCCUAUUAUUGUUUCAAACUGAUUUUGUUUCUUUUUUGCCAAAAAUGUUUCAUAUAAUAUGCUUAUAUAAGUGACAUCUUCUCAGCUGAUGCAUUUUAAAAUAUGAAGCUUUGGAGAGGAGUUUGACUUGCAGUUCAUUUCAAUUGUAUAAUAAUUGUAAGCAUCAUGAUAUUACGACUCUUGGUUUUCCAUUCAAUUUCCCCCUGUUCAGUAUUUAGUAUGGUAAACAACAACAUCUAAACUUACAUAUUGAGCUGUGUAAAUAAAUUAGAGCAUAUAUCCGUCCAAGUGUACUUCUUUUAAUUGUAUGUUUGUGUAGUGAUGGUUACUUGUUAUUACCUAAAGCAUAUUAUUGGAGGACAAAAUGUACAAGUUAACCAAUUUAUUGUUUAUUUAAACUAUAAAUUACAUUACACAAAUGAGGAAAAUAAAAUAAUUGUGAUCAUAUUA